CCUUUGACCAAUUAAUAGGAAACAUUUAUUCUUUUUUUUUUAACUGCGAAUGCGCGAAACAAGUAAAAAGAAGGAUAUAUUAUCGGUGAAAGGUUUGCUAAGAGGAUAAGUAGGGAGUUUGUUAUGUACAAAUCCAGAUCUUAUUCAAAGGAACACGUUGAAAGGUCCAGGGAUGACGAAGCCACCGGAGAUAGUGUGUUUCGGGGAGAUGUUGAUCGAUUUCGUUCCUGAUUCAGCAGGAGUAUCCUUAGCAGAGUCUACUGGCUUUCUGAAAGCCCCCGGAGGUGCCCCUGCCAAUGUUGCUUGCGCCAUUACCAAACUUGACGGCACCUCUGCCUUCAUUGGCAAGGUGGGAGAUGAUGAGUUUGGGCGCAUGUUGGUAGAUAUAUUGAAGAGUAACGGGGUGAACAGAGAAGGAGUGUGCUUUGAUAUGCAGGCAAGGACAGCGUUGGCGUUUGUGACACUGAAGAGCAACGGAGAGAGGGAAUUCAUGUUCUACAGGAACCCUAGCGCAGACAUGCUACUCAAGGAGCCUGAGCUCAACUUGGGUCUCAUCAAGCAAGCCAAGAUCUUUCACUAUGGUUCCAUUAGCUUAAUCUCCGAACCUUGCAGGUCUGCUCACAUGGCUGCCAUGAAAGCUGCCAAAGAUGCAGGUGUCCUACUCUCAUACGACCCCAAUGUUCGUCUUCCUCUCUGGCCUUCCCCUGAAGCUGCCAGAGAAGGUAUCCGAAACAUUUGGCACGAAGCUGAUUUCAUCAAGGUUAGUGAUGAUGAGGUAAAUUUCCUCACACAAAAAGAUCCAGAAAAGGAAGAGACAGUAAUGUCGCUAUGGCAUGACCACUUGAAGCUUCUUGUUGUUACUGAUGGCGAGAAGGGCUGCAGAUACUUCACGAAGAGUUUCAAAGGAAAAGUGAGUGGGUUCCCUGUUAAGACAGUAGACACCACAGGAGCUGGAGAUGCUUUUGUAGGUUCCCUUCUCGUUUCCAUCGCCAAAGAACCUUCAAUUUUCCAGGAUGAAGAAAAAUUGAAGAAAGCCUUGAAAUUUGCAAAUGCAUGUGGUGCAAUUAGUACAACUCAAAAGGGAGCCAUUCCAGCAUUGCCAUCUACAUCUGAUGCCCAAGGCCUCAUGGCUGGCUCCAAGGCCUACUAAAGAUUCUUUCUACUGUCUUUUUUUAUUUUCCAUUUUCUCCUAAUUAAUAAGUUUUGUCGGACAAUAUAUUUAGCUCAAAACAAUCAUUUCUCUGCAUAAUCUUCUCAUUGCUUUUAUCAUAGCGCGCAUUCCUCAUGCGUUUUGUCACUAAAAGUCCUGUUGGCUUAUAUAUUACUGCCCUCACUUACCUCCGCUUGGAUGGUGGUUUCCUAUGGUUCAUUAA
Lycium ferocissimum is the source of this 1373-nucleotide messenger RNA. RefSeq names its product probable fructokinase-5. Gene Ontology annotation, molecular function: fructokinase activity. NCBI's taxonomy places the organism in Eukaryota, Viridiplantae, Streptophyta, Magnoliopsida, Solanales, Solanaceae. The transcript is spliced from 6 exons. The coding region runs from base 173 to 1150 and encodes 325 amino acids. The record is from RefSeq and is a predicted model, not a curated record. Gene Ontology annotation, biological process: fructose metabolic process. Gene Ontology annotation, cellular component: cytosol.